Molecule: messenger RNA, 2262 nt
Organism: Nicotiana tabacum (common tobacco)
Lineage: Eukaryota; Viridiplantae; Streptophyta; Magnoliopsida; Solanales; Solanaceae
Molecular function (GO): protein dimerization activity
Source: RefSeq, a predicted model, not a curated record
AUGAACUUGUUAAAAUUUUACAGCAAAGUACCAAAAAUAAGUUCGGCAUCUCAAAAUCCAUCUAACAGAGAAGAAAAUGCCAAUCAAUCAGAUUUUCCCUCGCAUUCUUCUAUAAGACAAGAAAUUGAUACAAUUGCUCCACAAUCCGAUCCAGCUGAAAGAACUCCAAUAUUGGAGUAUCAUCCAAACCAUCGCGAUGAAAUAAGGAGGGCAUACAUUCAAGGUGGUCCUUGCCAACCUCGAUAUCAUGACUUCCCUCAAUCUGACUUUUUUGGAUUUAAGCGUCGUUUUAAUCCUAUAUGGUUUGAUGAUUUUAAUUGGUUGGAGUAUAGUGUAAGUACCGAUGCUGCAUAUUGUUUACCUUGUUAUUUAUUUAAGGGCGAAAGUAUUCAUCACGGUGGUGGUGAUAUUUUUUCGAGUAAAGGGUUUAGGAAUUGGAACAGAAAAGAAUGUUUUAAGAAACAUGUUGAUUUGCCAAAUAGCAUUCAUAAUAAAGCAAAUAGAAAUUGUGAUGAUCUAAUGCGGCAACAACAGUCUAUUAUUGUUGCAUUUAACAAACAGUCUGAUCAAAUUAAGCGUGAGUAUUGGCUUCUCUUAAAUGCUUCAGUUGAUGUGGUAAGGAUUCUCUUGAAUCAAGGAUUUGCAUUUCGCGGUCAUGACGAAAGUGAAACGUCAUUAAACAAGGGUAAUUUUAUUGAAAUUCUUUCAUGGUAUGCGGAUAAAUGUGAUAAGAUUAAAUCAUUUGUGUUGAAACUUGAUGAGUCUAUAGACGUGUCACGCAAAGAGCAUUGUUCAUGUUAUGUCGAUAAAAAAGGAAGUGUGAUGGAGAGAUUUAUUGGCAUUGUUCAUGUUCGGGAUACAAGUGCUUUAUCUCUAAAGAAAGUAAUUGUCGAUGUACUUGUUCAUCAUUCUUUAAGUUUAUCUUCUAUACGUGGACAAUGUUAUGAUGGGGCAAGCAAUAUGCAAGGUGAUAUUAAAGGUCUUAAGAAGUUGAUUAAACAAGAAAGUAGAUCGGGUCAUUCUAUUCAUUAUUUUGCACAUCAACUUCAACUAACUCUUGUUGCGGUUUCUAAGAAGUGUGUUCAUGUAGGUGAACUUGUAUUAUUGGUUUCAAAUAUUUUGAAUGUGUUGGGAGCUUCUUUUAAACGUGUGGAUGAAUUUCGAGAUUCUCAAAAUGAAAAACUCCGAGAGGCAUUAGAUAUGGGUGAACUAAAAACAGGUAGAGGCUUGAAUCAAGAAUUUGGUCUUGUUAGAGCCGGUGAUACUCGUUGGGGAUCUCACUACAAGUCAUUUGGAAACUUUAUUCAUAUGUUUGGCUCUAUUGUUGAUGUUCUUGAUACUCUCGUUGAAGAUGCAGGUACUUUAGAUGAUAGAGCUAAGGCAUCGGGGUAUCUUGAAGCUUGUCAAACAUAUAAGGUUGCUUUCUUGUUGUAUUUAAUGACAGAUAUUUUGGGAAUCACUAAUGAGCUGAAUGUAUCCUUACAAAAAAAAGAGCAAGAUAUUGCAAAUGCCAUGCUACUUGUUCAAGUAGCAAAGAAAAGAUUGCAAACUUUAAGGAGGGAUGAUGAAUGGGAUUUGUUUAUUGAUAAAGUAUCUAUAUUUUGUAUCAAGUAUGAUAUUUUGGUGCCUAAUUUUGAUGAUCUAUAUGUUAACUCUGGAAGAUCACGGCGAAAACCUGCUGAUUAUACUGUCUUUCAUCAUUAUCGUGUUGAUGUAUUUUGUAAAGUUCUUGAUUGGCAACUUCAAGAACUUAAUGAUCGUUUUGACGAAGUGACGACUGAUUUGCUUCAUGGAGUUGCUUGUUUGAAUCCAAUUGACUCAUUUUCAAGUUUUGAUAUCAGAAAAAUAAUGAAGAUGGCUGAAUUGUAUCCUGAUGACUUUGAUGAAUUUCGGAUGAGUGCUCUUGAGAAUCAACUUGCGAGUUACAUUAUUGAUGUUCGUGAUUUUGAUGAAAGGUUCUCCAAUCUAAAUGGGCUUUCUGAUCUUUCAAAAAGAUUAGUUAAGACAAAGAAGCAUUCAGUUUAUCCUCUUGUAUUCCUCUUAGUGAAACUUGCGUUGCUUCUGCCUGUUGCCACUGCAACCGUUGAAAGAGCUUUCUCGGCAAUGAAGUUUAUCAAGAAUGACUUGCGGAAUCGAAUGGAUGAUGACUUUUUAAGCGGUUGCAUAGUGCCUUAUGUAGAAAGAGAAGUAUUUAGUAUUGUUUUUAAUGAGUCUAUUAUAAAAAUAUUUCAAGAGAUGAGGCCUCGUCGAGUACAAUUGUAA